AAACUCUAAAAGAAAGACCAAUGGUUUCCCGACAAGCAUGGAGUAUGAUGGUGAAGUGUCCAAUAAUACGCAAGAUACCUGUAAUUUGUUUGCUAAAUUAUUUCAGAAGGUCUACUCAAAGUUUACCACUUCAUCAAUUUCUGCAUUGCAUAACUCGUCUUUACCACCAAUCUCGUUCUUCGACAUUACCGUCGAUGAUGUUCUUCUGUCAAUUUCAAAGUUGACAAGCAGCGCAAAAUCUGACAGUGACGGUCUUUGUCCGUUAUUUUUCAAAAUUUGUUCCGAUACCGUUGCAGAUCCUUUGGCACUUCUCUUUCGACAAUGUCUGAACUGCGGAACUUUCCUAGAUUCGUGGAAACUAUGUUCAAUAAAUCCUAUAUUUAAGUCUGGCGACCGUAAUGACAAUUGCAACUAUGACCUAUAG
Messenger RNA from Rhagoletis zephyria (snowberry fruit fly), 424 nucleotides. RefSeq lists its product as uncharacterized. The record is from RefSeq and is a predicted model, not a curated record. NCBI's taxonomy places the organism in Eukaryota, Metazoa, Arthropoda, Insecta, Diptera, Tephritidae.